Messenger RNA from Guillardia theta CCMP2712, 1341 nucleotides. RefSeq lists its product as hypothetical. NCBI's taxonomy places the organism in Eukaryota, Cryptophyceae, Pyrenomonadales, Geminigeraceae. The transcript is spliced from 16 exons. The record is from RefSeq and is a predicted model, not a curated record. The coding region runs from base 1 to 1341 and encodes 446 amino acids. Gene Ontology annotation, cellular component: axoneme; ciliary base.
AUGAGCGAAUCGAACAACUGGCAGCUGGAGGCUGUGGAUCAGUUCAUGCGGAGCCCCGAAUACAAAACGCCAAUCAUGAACUACAUUGAUGAGAAGUGCAUUGUGUUUGAUGAUGACGAAGAGAACAAGCUGGAAUUCACGAAGAUCCAUGAGGAGUUUGUUGAGCUUGUGUUUGGUUUGCUGGAGAAAUUCCUUGUAGAGAUCGGGCUGUCAACGGAGGAGUUCGCAAAGACUUGUAGCAAGGAGCUUCAAAGGGGGGAAAACGCGUUCGUCUACCACAGUAUCAUGGCAGCGGACGACUUUCAGAGUUUCAAGAAGAUGAUGGCGAAGAGGAACUAUGAGUUCCAACUGCAGGCGAUCGAGCAGCUCAGGAACAUGCAGUUCACCGCCGGCAUGUGCGAAGCUCUGCCUGAGGGAGACUUAGCGGAUCUCCCGCUCCCUCCGGGUGAGGGAGAAGACGAGGAGGACGAGGACUUCGAUGAGGAGAUGCAGUUGAGAGAAGCGAUCCGGCUGUCCAAGAUGACGUUCAAGGAGGAAGAUCCCGAGCUCUCUGAAGCCCUCCGCCUGUCCGAGAUGAUUUCGGAGCAGCAGGCGGAUACUGCGAAGGAGAGCGAAGCUAAGCCCUCCAUCCAGCCAUCGGAGGAAGAUAUCAUCACGCCGGAAGAGCUGCAGUCCAUCAAAGAUCUUCCUGUCGUCACUGACGAAGAGCUCAAGGCUCAUGAACUUGCAGUCAUCCAUCACGCCAUCGCCAUGAACGAGGUCUCGAGCAAGGAGGAGGAGGAGGAGGAAGAGGAGGAGGAGCAGGCUUCUUCCGCCCAGCAGCAGCUCAACGAGCCAGCAGAAGAGAGUCCAGCUGCUGUCGACGCCAGCCCCAAGGAACAGUCGGAGCCUGAACCUCCUCAGGGGGGGGUCACCGACAGCAAGGAGCCUCCCUCCGAGCCUGCGCAGACCACGCAGAGAGCAGGAGGAAGCUCUCUGCCCGCCAUCGUUCCCCGCGCCCGACCAGCCAUGGACAUGCCGGGCAUGCAGGUCGACGACUUGAUCCAGAGGGAGUCCAACGAGAAGAAGAAGGAGAGGAAAGCCUUAGAGAAGGCGGCUCUGGAGAGGAAGGCUUCUGAGCUGGAGACCUUGUACAAAGAACCCCAGCUGACACCAGAGGAGAUGGAGGCAAGGAAGAGGUACCUGGAGAAGCAGCGCAUGUGUGAGGACGUGGACGAGGACGAGGACGAGGACGAGGACGAGGACGAGGACGAGGACGAGGACGAGGACGAGGACGAGGACGAGGACGAGGAGGAUCAAAACUCUCAGGAGUCUCAGAACGCUUCUUCUAUUCACUUCUAG